AUGGGUCAAAUAGAGGAGCUUCCAGACGACUUCGACGAGCGCCUCAAUCUCAACGAACAGCCUCCAGCUACCGAGGUGCCUCCCAGCAAAAUCUACAAUGACGGCCCUUCUCCCGCCGUGGAAGAGACUCCCUUUCCGAUCAACGAAGAGAGAUUGAAGGAGGUCGAAAAUGACCCCAGGGCACCCAAGCUGCCGCCGGCCAUGGCGUCAGUUAAGUCGCAUACGUCGGAGGAGCUUUGGAGCAUGAUGAAUAAGACCCCGCUGUUCAUGACGGAUAUUAAUCAGGCGGGCGACGAAAAUGGUGAAAAUCCCAUGCUCGAUGCCCUCCAAGCACUCCAGAACGAAGGUACCCGUGGCGAAGUCGCCCAGAGCUACCGCGAGCAAGGCAACGAGGCAGCAAAAGAAAAGAGAUGGAUCGAUGCCAAGGAGUUCUAUACCAAGGCUCUUGCGGUGGUAACAAGUAAACUCGACAAGUGGGAUAAGCCGGAAGAUCCUAAAGAGGAGGAGAAGCUCCUGCGGCAGGUCGAGGAGGCCUCAUACAUCAACCGCGCCCUAUGCAAUCUGGAACUGAAAAAUUAUCGUUCUACCACCCUCGACUGCGCCUCUGUUCUCAGGCUCAACCCGAAGAAUAUUAAAGCUUAUUAUCGUUCCGCGAUGGCGCUUUAUGCACUCGACAAGCUUCCAGAGGCCGAAGAUGCCGCUUCGCGGGGUGUCGCCCUUGACCCCAGCAACAAGUCGCUCCAACAAGUGGCCGCCAAAAUUGCCGAUCGCAAGGCAACUCUGGAGCGUAUUGCGGCGCGAAAGAAGGCGGAGGAGGAACGGAUACAGAAGGAAAAGCUGAUUCUCAGUACUGCACUACGUGCCAGACAAAUCAGGACUCGCAAGACAGCGCAACCGCCGGACAUGGAGGAUGCACACAUUCGGCUGACUCCCGAUCCCUUGUCUCCCGAAAGUACCCUAGAGUUCCCGGCCGUGCUGCUGUACCACAUGGACGCCCAAUCAGACUUCAUUAAAACGUUCUCUGAGACGACAUCUAUUGGAGAUCACCUGGAGUACAUCUUCCCAUUGCCAUGGGACACCAAGCAGGAGUAUACGAUUAACAGCGUUGAUUGCUUCAUGGAAACCGUGACAGGGGGACUGAUCAAGGCCGGCAAGAAACUACCACUUCUGCAGAUCCUUAGCGGGGGCAAGGUUGAAGUAGUCGACGAGCUUGUCAGGAUCUACGUGAUACCGACCUCCAAGAGUGCAAAAUUCAUUGCCGAGAUGAAGGCCAGAAAAGAAGGCUGA
Molecule: messenger RNA, 1287 nt
Organism: Aspergillus pseudoviridinutans
Lineage: Eukaryota; Fungi; Ascomycota; Eurotiomycetes; Eurotiales; Aspergillaceae
Product: HSP70/90 family co-chaperone CNS1
Exons: 3
Coding region: 1-1287 (428 amino acids)
Biological process (GO): protein folding
Molecular function (GO): Hsp90 protein binding
Source: RefSeq, a predicted model, not a curated record